CUCCCUUCCCAUUGACUUAGCAUUCUUGAGCAGCAUUUUCACCAUCCACUGUCCUCAACCCAUUUAUAACUGCAAAAUUAAAGGCUCAGGCAUAGACAUAGAAACAAAAAUUAUGCCUACUUUCAUAUUAAUAUUGCUCUUUAUCCUUACCGUCCUCUCUUUUUUUUCAUCAAAGAAGCAAAAGAGGAAACCAAAACAAAAGGCUAAGCUUCCCCCAGGAUCAAUGGGGUGGCCUUACAUAGGAGAGACUCUCCAACUCUACUCUCAAGACCCAAAUGACUUCUUUGCUAAAAAGCAAAAAAGAUACGGUGAGAUAUUCAAAACCCACGUACUUGGGUGCCCUUGUGUCAUGCUGGCUAGCCCUGAGGCCGCACGGUUUGUGCUGGCGAGUCAUGCUCACUUGUUUAAGCCCACAUACCCCAAAAGUAAAGAGAAGAUGAUUGGCCCUUCGGCGCUGUUUUUCCACCAAGGAGACUACCAUACUGACCUGAGGAAGCUGGUUCAGAGCUCUUUAUCACCUGAAGCGAUUAGGAAAUUGAUUCCUGAUAUCGAAGCCGUAGCCAUUUCUGCCUUAGAGUCAUGGGCCAGUGACCAGGUCAUUAACACCUUCCAUGAGAUGAAAAGGUUCGCUUUCGAAGUUGGAAUCCUCUUCGUGUUUGGCCAUUUGGACGGAAAAUAUAGAGAAAAGCUGAAGGAGAACUACUGCAUAGUGGACAAAGGGUACAAUUCUUUCCCAAGCAAUCUUCCGGGAACUGCAUAUAACAAAGCAAUCAUGGCAAGGAAAAGGCUUGCUCACGUAAUAAGUGAGAUAAUAUGUGACAGGAAGGAGAAAAGACUACUGGACAAGGAUUUGUUGGGUCAUUUGCUGAACUUCAAAGAUAAAAGAGGGCAUGCAUUGGCUGAAGAUCAAAUUGCCGAUAACAUCAUAGGGGUUCUAUUUGCUGCCCAAGAUACAACAGCCAGUGUCCUAACAUGGAUUGUUAAAUACCUCCAUGAUGACCAUAACCUUCUGGAAGCUGUCAAGGCAGAGCAAAACGUGAUAUAUGAGUCAAAUGAAGGAGAAAACAGGCCCUUGACAUGGGCUCAGACUAGAAAUAUGCCACUAACGCACAGGGUUAUAUUGGAGAGCUUGAGGAUGGCAAGCGUCAUAUCAUUCACCUUCCGAGAAGCAGUGGUUGAUGUAGAAUACGGAGGAUACCUUAUUCCAAAAGGUUGGAAGGUGAUGCCGUUGUUCAGGAACAUUCACCACAACCCUGAAUUCUUCCCUGAUCCUAAACAUUUUGAUCCAUCAAGGUUUGAGGUUGCUCCAAAACCGAACACAUUUGUGCCAUUUGGCAAUGGAGUGCACGCUUGUCCAGGGAAUGAACUUGUGAACUUGGAGAUGCUUAUUUUAGUCCACCAUCUGGUAACCAAGUUCAGGUGGGACGUGGUGGGUUCCCAAAGUGGGAUUGAGUAUAGUCCAUUCCCAGUCCCUCAGCAAGGACUACCAGCCAAGUUUUGGAAACUUCCAGCACCCAAGAAUUGUGCAUCAAACGGAAGUUGACUCCCGAAAGAGAAAUCUGAUUCUCGACGUCAUCUUAUGAACUAAUCUUGUUUACGAGGCAUCAUAGCAGAACAUUCUUAUUUAUUAAUGAAUUGCAUUUCAUGUCUUCUAAGAAGAAAUUUGCAUGCAAGAUUUUGUAAGUGAGAUUAGGAGUACUCAGUUGUGCUAAUAAUUUUUCCAUUACUAAUCAAACCAUGUUAUUCA
Messenger RNA from Rhododendron vialii, 1747 nucleotides. Its product is annotated as abscisic acid 8'-hydroxylase 4-like. NCBI's taxonomy places the organism in Eukaryota, Viridiplantae, Streptophyta, Magnoliopsida, Ericales, Ericaceae. Gene Ontology annotation, biological process: sterol metabolic process. The record is from RefSeq and is a predicted model, not a curated record. Gene Ontology annotation, molecular function: iron ion binding; (+)-abscisic acid 8'-hydroxylase activity; heme binding. Bases 113 to 1543 code for a protein of 476 amino acids. The transcript has 9 exons.